Molecule: messenger RNA, 426 nt
Organism: Sphenostylis stenocarpa
Lineage: Eukaryota; Viridiplantae; Streptophyta; Magnoliopsida; Fabales; Fabaceae
Source: the annotation of a GenBank genome assembly
AUGGAGGUUGUUGGAAAGAAACCCAAGGUAGCACGACUUACUCUGCUUGUAUUGAUGACCAUACCAAAGGUUGCAAGUGUCCACCUGGAUUCAGGGGAGAUGGAGUCAAAUCCUGUAAAGAUGUGGAUGAAUGCAAAGAAAAAUUGGCCUGCCAAUGCCCAGAAUGCCAAUGCAAAAAUACUUGGGGAAGUUACGAAUGCUCAUGUAGUGAUGUUUCUUAAAGGAAAAUAUGCUGCUUCGGUGGGCGGUGGGGGCAUUGUUUGGAUGGUUAUUUUGAUCUUGGCUAUUGCUGGUGCUGGGGGAUAUGCAUUCUACAAGUAUAGAAUCCGGAGAUAUAUGGACUCUGAAAUAAGGGCAAUCAUGGCCCAAUAUAUGCCCUUGGAUAAUCAACCGGAGACUUCCAGUCAAGUUCGGGAAAAUGUCUAG